GACUGCUAGCUGCACAGCUAAGCUAACUAGCUAACAGAUUUAAACAAAAAUGUUUUUAAAUCACUUUUUUUUUUUUUUUUAAUUAUCUGGGUUAUCCUGGCAAUGUGAAUUGAAAUAGAAUGACAUGAAACAGCCGUCUGGACUGCUAGCUGCAUGGCUAACUGAGCCACUAGCUAAUGGCAGCUGUAGUUAGCAGCAUUUGGAGGUUACUGUAGCGAGAUGCAGCCAGUUACUUGUUUUAAGCAUGACUUUGACAGGUGGUUAACUCUAUCAUAUUGCACCCUUAAUAAUUAGCAAAUGCUUUUCUUCUAAAAUGACAGUUUCUUUUGACGUUUCAGUCUUUAAGGAAAGCAAACAGAUGAGAAACAGCUUUAAAGUUUGAACUCUGUCGUCCUGUCCUGUGAGCUCUCAGACCAAACUUGGAGAGGACGACGCUUCACACUGCUCUGACACUGUGGCAGAGAAGGAGAGAGCAAGGAAAGAAGAUAUCACAGUGAUGCUGUCAGCAGUGCACUGUCAGUGAAGUCAUCAAACACGACUGGAGACAUUUUCAGCAGAGGCACCCUGACGAGCCCAGACCAGGUGAAAAAAUGCGAUCCAGGAGCUGCACCGUGGAGGGUCCAGAUGACGGACACAUCCAGCCCACCAAAGGCUUCAUCAAGCAGGAGGAGGGGAACACGCCGGAGCUCACCAAGAGGAAGAUGAAGGUCCAGCGAGAAGACAGAGACGGAAGGACGGCGGUGUCCGGAUCAGCCAAGAAGCCUCAGAAACCAGCAGAGGGCAGGAAGACGCAGCUGCCCGAUCUGUCCAAGAAGGACCUGUUCCACCUGCUGGGAGUCAUGGAGGGAGAAGUUCAGGCCAGAGAGGACAUCAUCAGCCUGCUGAAGUCGGACAAAACCAGACCGGAGACUCUUGAGGCUCACUACGGCUCUUCCGUCCCCAUCAAACCCCUGCAGGCCCUGCAGAGAGACACUCUGUUCACCGUUAACAACAAAAGCACAGAAGACGUGUACGAGAAACCCAUGGCCGAGUUGGACCGUCUGGAGGACAAACAGAAGGAGACGUACCGACGGAUGCUGGAGCAGCUGCUGCUGGCCGAGAAAUGUCACCGCCGCACCGUCAUGGAGCUGGACAACGAGAAACGCAAGCACACCGACUUCAUGAACAAGAGCGACGACUUCACCAACCUGCUGGAGCAGGAGAGGGAGAGACUCAAAAGGCUGUUGGAGCAGGAAAAGGCCUACCAGGCUCGUAAGGACAAGGACCACAGCAGGAGGCUGGAGAAGGUCAGAGCGGAGCUGGUGAAGCUGAAGUCCUUUGCCCUGAUGUUGGUAGAUGAGCGGCAGCUGCAUAUCGAGCAGAUCGACCAGCAGAGCCAGAAGGUCCAGGACCUGACUCAGAAGCUGCAGGAGAAAGAGCAGCGCUUGGCGGUGGUCAGCGACGCAGCCAAGGAGGACGACCAGAGGGUCCUGAAGCUGGAGGCCGAGCUGGAGCAUAAAGCAGCAAAGUUCGCACAGGAACACGAGGAGAUGACUGCCAAGCUCGCCAGUGAAGAGUCCCAGAGCCGACAGCUCAGACUGAGGCUGUCUGGACUGGCACAAAGGAUUGAAGAGCUGGAGGAGAGCAACAAGGUCCUGCGCAAAUCAGAGGAAGAUCUGCAGGAACUGAGGGAGAAGAUCAGCAAAGGGGACUGCGGGAAUUCAUCUCUCAUGGCCGAGCUAGAGAACCUGCGGAAGAGAGUGCUGGAGAUGGAGGGCAAGGACGAGGAGAUAACGAAGACAGAGACUCAGUGCAAGGAGCUGAAGAAGAAGCUGCAGGAUGAGGAGAACCACAGCAAGGAGCUGAGGUUUGAGGUGAGCAAACUGCAGAAGAGGAUGGUUGAGAUGGAAAAACUAGAGGGGGCCUUCAACCGGAGCAAGACGGAGUGCUCCCAGCUUCAUAUAAACCUGGAGAAAGAGAAACGCGUUGUGAAGGAUCUGGCCGGCGAGCUGGAGACGGUGAAAACGAAGAUGAAAGAGCUAGAGAGCUCAGAGUCGAAGUUCGAGAAGGCGGAAAUGGUCCUCAAUGACGAUCUGAUGAAGCUGAAGUCCUUCACGGUUAUACUGGUGGAUGAAAGAAAAAACAUGGCGGAGAAACUUAAACAGGAAGAACAGAAAAGCGAGGAUUUAAGUAAGAUGUUCAAAGCCGAGCAGGGCAAAGUCACGGAGGUCACGGAGAAGCUGAUCGAGGAGAGCAAAAAACUCCUCAAGUUCAAAUCGGAAAUGGAAUUCAAAGUGACGACUCUCACCAAGGAGAAAGAUGAGUUGAAAACUCAGCUUGCAAGUAAAGAGGAAAAGUGUCAGGAGCUGAAUACCAAGCUGAGCAGCAUGAAAAUACGAAUGGAAGGGCUUGAGGAGACAGAGAAGGAAAUGCAGAGAAAGUGGGCCAACAAGGAUAUUAGCAGAAAUCCAGAUGAGGACAACAAAAUAAAAGAUCUCACGCUAGAAAUCGAAAGACUGAAGAGCAGGCUCAAACAACUUGAGGUGGUAGAGGGAGACUUAAUGAAAACAGAGGAUGAGUAUGAUCUGCUGGAGAAGAAAUUCAGGACGGAGCAGGACAAAGCUAACGCUCUCUCUAAGCAGCUGGAAGACAUGAAAAGUCAGAUCGCGAGAAACAAGGCCAUUGAGAAAGGCGAGGUCGCGUGUCCGGAGGCUGAGCUCAGAAUUCGCUGCAAGAUGGAGGAGGCCAAAACCAGAGAGCUGCAGGUGGACGUUCAUGCCCUGAAGGAGAAAAUCCACGAACUGAUGAACAAGGAGGACCAGCUCUCCCAGCUGCAGGUGGAUUAUUCGGUACUCCAGCAGAGGUUCAUGGAAGAGGAGGAGAAAAAGAAGAGCAUGAGCCACGAAGUUGCAAACCUCACCAGGGAGCUGGAAGCCACCAAGAGAUACAGCCGUGCCUUGAGGCCGAGCAUGAACGGCAGCAGGAUGGUUAAUGUCCCAGUUGCCUCCACGGCAGUGCAGACUGAUGCAAUGGCAAGUGAGCCAGCCGAGGACGACACGGCGGCAGGCUUUAUCCAGAAAUCAGUGCUUGAGGAGAACCACUUGAUGAGCAACCUCAGACAACAGGGACUGAAAAAGCCCGCGGUUCUCGAGCGAUACCCGCCGGCGUCGGCAGAAUUUGGGGCGGGAAAAUCCUGGAUACCCUGGAUGAAGAAGAAGGAUGCCAUCACUCUCACUCAGACGACCCCUGAAAAGACCAACGGGGCGUCGUUGCUCCAUCCGCCUGAGAUGACCAUGUCCCCGAAGCCAGGACAGCCACUCCGCAUCCGAGUGACCCCGGAUCCCGGGAACAGCACCGCCACCUUGGAGAUCACCAGCCCCCGAGCCGAGGAUUUCUUCUCCAGCACCACUAUCAUCCCAACACUCGGCCUCCAGAAACCUCGCAUCACAAUCGUCCCAAAGCCCACAACCGUGAGCUCCAAGGGCAAACCCUGUGAUCCCGAUCGAGCCAAAUCUCCGGUCAAGAUCACCGCCAUCUCCAGGGCCAAGAGUCCAGAGAAGACUAACGGCUGCAGCUCCGACAGCCUUCAGUCGCCGGUGUCCAUCAUCACUGUCAGCACCACUCCUGUGGCUGAGGCGUGUGCUUCGCCUGAACCGCACAACAUCGCCACAGGCCGCACAGUGAUCAAGAUGACCCCAGAGAAGCAACCCGGGAUCGCGUCUUACAGGAAAUACAACGGCAAGAGCAACAUCAUCACAACAGAGGACAACAAGAUCCACAUCCACCUGGGCUCGCAGUUUAAAAGGCCCUCCGAGGGCUGCAGUGGCCCGGUGAUGACGCUCGGCCUCGGCCCAGAAAGCAGCAAGGAAAUGCCAACGGGGACGGUGCUCCGCUCCCCGCGAAUGCCGUCGACAGGAAAGGCGACUCUGGGCAAAAUGACCAGCAGCAUAACGAUCACACCCGUCACCUCUGCAUCGUCCAGGCCGACACAGUCAGUGCCCAGUUCGGAUGUGCAGUCAGCUCGGAGCGCGGCCACGCGGAUCCCUAUGUCAAAAGGUAUGAAACCGUGCAGCAAGGCAGUUCUGGGCGUGUCGACGGUGACGAGGUUAGAGUCGCGGGCCGAGAGCCAGUCGAUGAAAAUCGAGCUGAGGAAGUCAACGAUUUGUGCCUCUGCCUCCACAGUGGGGGGCAAGAACUGAGGGCUAGAUAUGUAUGCUGCCAUGGCAACGUUUCAGUGAUUGAGUUUGUGGCCAAAUCUGCUGCCAAAUAUUAGAUACAGGCCUCAUCAGCACAUGAACAAGUGGGACUCUGUGUGUGAUGUCGCCUCUUACAACAGCUCUGCUUUUCAUCGAGACCUUCGGAUUUGUUUUGCAAUAUGUACGUUAUUUUGAUUUUCCACCGUCAUGAUGCAGGUCUUUGCAUGCCCCCCUUUUGCAUUUCAUUGAUUAACUUCAUCUCAGUGAUAUUUGGCAGUAUCUGUCGACUUCCUCUCAUCAUUUACAUUUCCCAUAGCAUGUGUUCAUUGCACCGCCCGCUUCUGGAGGUUUCCAGCCACUGGGGCACUGUGAAUUGUUUGUGACAGUAUGAGUUAUCAUCGUUUGUGACAGGCACAAAAAUAAAAGCUAUUUAUCUCUG
Messenger RNA from Acanthopagrus latus (yellowfin seabream), 4614 nucleotides. RefSeq names its product filamin-A-interacting protein 1 (gene filip1b). The record is from RefSeq and is a predicted model, not a curated record. The coding region runs from base 591 to 4178 and encodes 1195 amino acids. Lineage: Eukaryota; Metazoa; Chordata; Actinopteri; Spariformes; Sparidae. The transcript is spliced from 7 exons.